GUCAGCGGGACGCGAUAAGCCAAGCCUACGGGAAAGUUCCGAAGUUUUAUGCCAGAGUUUCAGAAGUAACUGAUGAUGCGUGAAUAUCAUAAAUAUGGAUCGUGUUCGUCGUGCCGUCCUCUCCCCCUCCACUCCUAGGAGCCGAGCCAUGGACAAAUAUGAGCAACUGGCCGUUGUGGGCGAAGGCUCUUACGGUGUGGUAUUAAAGUGCAGACGCCGAGACACAGGCCAGCUCGUUGCUAUCAAGAAGUUCCUGGAGACAGAAGACGAUGUUGCUGUCAGGAAGAUGGCGCUGAGAGAGAUAAGGAUGCUAAAGAAACUUCGCCAUGACCAUCUAGUGAACAUGCUCGAAGUUUUUCGGCGAAAACGUAGAUUUUACUUAGUAUUUGAAUAUUUGGAUCACACUCUGCUGGAUGAACUGGAGGCUUGCCCCGGCGGCCUGGGUGAAGAUACUGCUAAGAAACACCUGUACCAGCUGCUUAAAGGGAUCGAUUAUUGUCAUCAGAAUUCGAUAAUCCACCGUGACGUUAAACCGGAAAAUGUUUUAGUUUCUAAUAACGGUAUCGUGAAAUUAUGCGAUCUUGGAUUCGCAAGAGCUCUAGCUGCGCCCGGCGAGCCCUACACGGAAUAUGUCGCCACGAGAUGGUACAGAGCUCCAGAGCUACUGGUCGCUGAACACAGAUACGGACCUGAGGUGGACAUUUGGGCUAUCGGCUGUCUAUUUGCGGAGAUGUUGACCGGUGAUCCGCUGUUCCCGGGUGACUCGGACAUUGAUCAAUUAGCGCUGAUUAUAAAGACCGUUGGUAAACUUGCACCUCGUCACCAGCAAGUAGUAUCUCGGUUGUCAGGCGGCGCGGCGCUGGCGGCUGUGAGUGGCACGCGGGGCACGUUGCCCGGCGCCGCGCACGCCAAGGACCUGCUGGCGGCGUGCCUGCGCACCGAGCCGCGAGCGAGGCCCGCCGCCUCGGCCCUUCUAAGACACAAAUAUUUUUUAGUUGAUGGUUUUGCGGAGAGUUUCAGCGUCGAACUCAAGAAAAAAUUGGGCAAAGAAAUUGAAACACCAGCCGCUCACGUUCCACCACGAGUCGUAGGAAAACCGCGUCAGCAAUGGACGUUAAAUAUUAUAGCCGAUCACAGCAGAUCACGGACGAGCAGCACCGCGGGUGAAUCACUAAUAGAUUACAACUACAAUCCAAGUACAGAAAUACAAAUGGAAACAGGUCCUUUUGAGAAGAAAGCGCCGCCAUCACACACCACGCAGGAAAAUGAGGGCUCUUUACACUCCGUCACGAACACGACGAACACGACGCACACGGGAGCCGGAGGUUCGGUUACGGGCGCGCGGUCGACGUUGCCGCGGUCAUUGGCGCGCGCGAUUGAUGAAACAUUCCAGACAUUUCCCGUACCCGUCAACACGUACCCACGGACGCCCUACAUUAAGAAAGUAAAUAGCAAGUUAGUAAUGGACGAGGAACUCUUGCGCGGUCGAGCCGCUGCAAAGAAAGCUUCUAAGAAAAUGACGCCUGAUUUUUCUCUACCUUAUGUUCCUGGAGCUAGCAAUAGCCCAGUUAAGAAAGCCAAAAAGCCACCUCCGUAUAACACCAAGUCUUAUGACGUGUGGGAUCAUACUGUAACACCAAAUUCAAGAACACCAACGAAUCUUCCGUAUAUGUGACUAUAUGGACACGGCUUGUGGAGAGCCAGCCACUAUUAAAAUUACAGUUCUGAAAAACAUUUAAAGUUUAUUCGAAAUUAAAAAAUAAAUUUGAAAAUAGAAC
Messenger RNA from Vanessa atalanta (red admiral), 1778 nucleotides. RefSeq names its product cyclin-dependent kinase-like 1. Gene Ontology annotation, molecular function: cyclin-dependent protein serine/threonine kinase activity; ATP binding. Gene Ontology annotation, cellular component: nucleus. Gene Ontology annotation, biological process: protein phosphorylation. The transcript is spliced from 15 exons. The record is from RefSeq and is a predicted model, not a curated record. NCBI's taxonomy places the organism in Eukaryota, Metazoa, Arthropoda, Insecta, Lepidoptera, Nymphalidae. Bases 95 to 1675 code for a protein of 526 amino acids.